UUGUAGGCGAUGACACGGCGAUGUUGGCUAGCUAAUCUCAUGCGUUAGAAACACGUCGUCCGGUCUAAAGGUCGUCUCGCACCGAACUGCGCAUGUGCAAACCGUCAAUUCAAACGCACUCCUUCGAUAAAAUGUUGUUUUUGACGAAAAUGAAAAACKGUUUGUUCCCGUUUCAUAAGCGUUCCCGGAAGUCUCGCGAUGUUACCCCUCCGGGUUUUAGAAACUUUGUGGUUGGAGGGUCCAAGGCCGUUCUAUUCAUAAUAUUUCUAUGGUAGCAAUGUGUGGAAGUGGGUGGUGCCAGAACAUUGUUGAUUUUUGCAAAUUAAACUGUAGUUAAUGUAGCCAGUCAACACGAGUAAUUUUCCGUUGCAAUCAAAGAGCAAAAUAUAUAGCCGACAGUAUGGCCACACUGGGAAGUAAGUCUGACCAAGAAAUCAGGGAACUGUUGGACGAGUAUGGAAUUAAGCACGGACCUAUCGUUGACACUACAAGGCCCCUGUAUGAGAAGAAGCUAAAAGAGGCCAUGGCCAAAGACAAGAAAGUCACAAAACCAUCCUCAGACAAAACCUUCUACAGAGAAGAGCAGGAAGAAGUCACUUAUGUUACCUAUCGGACACCAGUUAUAAGUGAAAUGCCUUCAGGAGAUGGAAAACCCUACAUGAGGUCAAGACCAGAGUAUAGUGAGAGGGACUUUGUGGAUGACAAACUCUAUUCAAGAUCAAGACCAGAGUACAGCAGCGGAAGACAAUAUGUUGAUGAGCCCCAUGUCUACAACACACCAUCAUACUCCUCCUACUCCAAACCAACACCUGUGGUGAAGUCUGGAGGUGUCGUUGUGAAGGAGGAAAUAACAGAGAGCUCUGGGAAACUGGUCCCUCUCUGGAUYCAGUUACUGGUCUUCCUGAUCGUAGCCGGGUUCCUCUACUUCAUAUUUAUCAACAUGGAGUCCGUAGAGAGUAACCCCUUUAACAGAAUCCAAUAAUCACAUUUUUCCAAAAUCUGGGAUGUGUUCAUUAGGCAGAACAUUUUUAAGAAAACAGUCCAAAAUGGGGAAGUACUAUUWUYUUUUUUUUUUUACUUGUCCAAUAAUAAAAUCGCAAAUUUUCCUAUUGGACAACGUUUUUAAAACGUUUCGMUACGGUGUGAAUGAAUACGUCCCAGUGUUCAAAUUGACAGAUUAUGGCAAAUCCCAUGCCUGUCAUUCUUUGUGCUUGUGGUUUAUAUAAAAAAGAUGACUGACAUUGGAUUCUGCCAAAGGAAAGCCAGAACAUUUCCUCCCGUCCAGACUCGUAUUUAGCUACUAGAUGAUGUAUAGUAUUCUUUUAUCAUACAACUAUGUUACCAAAAUAUGGUGCUUCUACUAUGGGUAAUAGUGAUGACACUUUCUCACAGUACUGUCUUCAUCAUCUCCCAAAAAAUGUAGUGUCCACAGCUCAUAGUAAAUACAUUUAUAUAUAUAUAUAUAUAUAUAUAUAUAUAUAUAUAUAUUGUAUCAAAUCAGAAAUACAUUAUAUACACAAAAGUAUGUGGUCACCCCUUCAAAUUGUUGGAUUAGGCUAUUUGUUGUUGACGGGUAUAAAAUCGAGCACACCGCCAUGCAAUCUCCAUAGACAAACAGUAUAAUGGCCACUUUCAACGUCAGUUCCUCAAACUUUUGCCCUGCUAAAGCUGCCCUGGUUUACUAUAAGUGCUGUUAUUGUGAAGUGGAAAGGUCUAGGAGCAACAACGGCUC
Salvelinus sp. IW2-2015 is the source of this 1732-nucleotide messenger RNA. RefSeq names its product emerin. Lineage: Eukaryota; Metazoa; Chordata; Actinopteri; Salmoniformes; Salmonidae. The record is from RefSeq and is a predicted model, not a curated record.